AUGGUUUUAAACAUAUCCCCACUGCUCAUUUUGGUUCUGACUACUACAUUUUUAGCCAUGGCUCGUACUCAUGAGUUCAAAGAAACCUAUAUGUCCCUAUACUUCCAGGACUUCACUGCCGGUCCAAAUCUCACGACAUUACCACUUGCUGGUAUCGCCUGUAAGCUUUGGACCUUCGAUCAAUUCGGAACAGUUUAUGUCAACGACGACCCCAUAACCGAAGGCCCAUGCCCUGAAUCGGCACUGGUUGGCCGAGCACAGGCUUUUGUUGUUACAUCAGCACUAAACGGACGUAAUGCCCUAGUUUUUCUGUCAAUUGUGUUCACAAACAAGAAGUACAAUGGCAGCACUAUUGAGAUACAAGGAAACAGUAAGCAAUUUGAGCCGGUAAGAGAGGUGGCGGUGGUUUCAGGUACGGGUGAAUUUAGAUUUGCUAGGGGAUAUGCUACACUUGAGACUUAUUUCGUCGAUCAACCAAGGGGCUACUCUGUUAUACGCUGUAAUAUUACAGUGCAACACCACUAG
Argentina anserina (silverweed cinquefoil) is the source of this 525-nucleotide messenger RNA. RefSeq names its product pterocarpan synthase 1-like. The record is from RefSeq and is a predicted model, not a curated record. The transcript is spliced from 2 exons. Lineage: Eukaryota; Viridiplantae; Streptophyta; Magnoliopsida; Rosales; Rosaceae. The coding region runs from base 1 to 525 and encodes 174 amino acids.